This is a messenger RNA of Vespa mandarinia (Asian giant hornet), 864 nucleotides long. RefSeq names its product DNA primase large subunit-like. The record is from RefSeq and is a predicted model, not a curated record. Gene Ontology annotation, biological process: DNA replication initiation; DNA replication, synthesis of primer. Gene Ontology annotation, cellular component: alpha DNA polymerase:primase complex. NCBI's taxonomy places the organism in Eukaryota, Metazoa, Arthropoda, Insecta, Hymenoptera, Vespidae.
AUGUUUGCUUGUCAUAACUCAGAUACAUCUGUAAAUCCUACAGAAUUAUAUUUACAUGAUUUGCAACUGUACAAAUAUUACCCAGUAGGAAAUUUUUCAUUGAAAGAAUUAGAAUCAAUAUGUAUGCAACGUUUAGAAGUUCUACUGUUUGUAGAAAGGAUAUAUUUAGGAACUGAUUUAGUUGAAACGCAUAAAGUUUUUCUUAAAUAUGGUAUGGCUUUUGUACCUGAAAAAGAAUUAGCUGGAUUAUGUUUUGGUUACUUCAAGGAAAAUUUAGCUGAAGGUUUAGAAUCCAUGCCAUUAGUUGCAAACGAUGCAGUAAAUGAUCCUAGAAUCAAUAAAAUUUUUAACAUGUUAACUGAGUAUAUUAAUAAGGAAAAGGAUAUAAUAAAAAAAAACUAUGUCCCAUCGCUAUCAGAAUUAGACGAUAUGUCAAAAAAGUCUUAUCCAUUAUGUAUGAGAAUAAUUCAUGAAAUGCUAAGGAAAGAUCAUCAUCUUAAAUAUGGAGAACGUAAACAGUAUAGUUUAUUUUUAAAAGAUAUUGGAGUUACUUCAGACGAUGCCAUGGAACUUUGGAAACAAGAAUUUACAAAAAAAAUAAAUGAAGCAACAUUUGAAAGAGAGUAUGGAUAUCGAUUAAGACACAUAUAUGGCGAAGGAAAUAUACGGAAAACUUAUACCUGUUUGAAAUGUUCAAGUAUUAUCAAUCUUAAUAUAAAAUCAACAGAAUCUUAUGGUUGUCCAUUUAAACAUCUAACAAAUGCAUCACUUACACAAAAAUUAAAUGAGUACGAAUUUGUACUUGAAGAUAUUGAAGAUAUUGUAAAAUUAUCAUCAAUGAAAAAUUAUGAAGGAGCAUAUUAA